Molecule: messenger RNA, 2187 nt
Organism: Apis laboriosa (Himalayan honeybee)
Lineage: Eukaryota; Metazoa; Arthropoda; Insecta; Hymenoptera; Apidae
Product: protein Wnt-1-like
Exons: 7
Coding region: 548-1702 (384 amino acids)
Biological process (GO): multicellular organism development; neuron differentiation; cell fate commitment
Cellular component (GO): extracellular region
Molecular function (GO): frizzled binding; cytokine activity
Source: RefSeq, a predicted model, not a curated record
GUUCGCUUCACAUUUUCGAGACGAGCGUCUAAUAUAGAGAGGCAUAUUGCAAACUUGAGCAUACUUCAAUCUUUUCCGUCGUAGAAUAUAAAUUCUCCAUAUUUUUUUAUUGUCGGUGGAACGUUUUAUACGCUUUAUCUAAUUUAAAAAUCGCGAUUCUGAACGCGUUAUCGUGUGAAAAAAAGAGUGCAUGCUGGAACAAAAAAUCGUUCUUUCGUCACGUCCUUGUCUACUUGUCACGAGAUCAGUGAUCUAUCCGAAACGACAAACAUGUAAAAGGAAACACGAUUGAAAGGAAGAAAAAAAAAGAAAAAAGUCAUCGUAUUCUGGAAUUAUACGUCGGAUAAAGAUCGAAUCGGAUAACGGACAACUUUCGAUCUCGAUCUGUCAGCCUCGGAAUCAACUGUCGAUGCGACUCUUCGAUCGAUAUCGACUCUCGUAAGAAUGCGUGGCUGAAACAGAAGCGACGGACAAUUUUGUCUUUUCUUUUUUUUCCAUUGAUCAACGAAAGAUCCAGAGUCAGCAAAUCAUCAAAUUGCGAUCAAAGAUGCGGCCUAUUGUGACGAUUUUCUUAUUCAUACCAUUCUUGCUUGUCGCGUGGCAAAACGGCGCGCAGGCUAACUGGUGGUAUUUGGGUGUGGAGCCGCGAUUGAACAGUGGAUUGAGCCCUGGAAAUGGUGGUGAUGGCCAAGCGCAGAUCAUUGGCGCGGGUGUGAUUGGGCCAGCGAGCGCCGAAAAGAACUGCAAAAGCACGCACCUGACCGCGAAACAGCAGGCGAUAUGCUCCCGCUCUCCGCCAGUCCUGCAGGCAGUAAGUGCUGGCGCGAGAUUGGCGAUUGAGGAAUGUCAGCAUCAAUUCAGAUCGGCAAGAUGGAACUGCUCCAUCACCCCGGAAAAUCCGGAUAAUAUUUUUGGCGGCGUGAUGCUAGUCAACAGUCGCGAAGCAGCAUUUGUAUAUGCAAUAUCAGCGGCAGGGGUUGCUUAUAGCGUCACCAGAGCUUGUUCCAGGGGCGAACUCACCGAUUGCUCGUGCGACAACCGGGUCAGAACACGCCAUCCGAAUAAUUGGCAAUGGGGCGGUUGUAGCGAGGAUAUCCACUUUGGAGAGAAGUUCUCGCGAGAAUGGUCAGACAGUGGCGAAGAACCUGUAAAGGAGGGUGUGCUGCAUGGACCGAAAGGGCUGGCUGGCCAGCUAAUGAGGAAACACGAUAGUGAAGCUGGCAGGCGCGCAGUCCGCUCAAGAAUGCAACGCGUAUGCAAGUGUCACGGAAUGUCUGGCUCAUGCAGCGUACGUGUUUGUUGGAGAAAAUUACCAGCAUUUAGGGUAGCUGGAGCAGCAUUAGCCGCAUUACAUGAAGGCGCAGCUUUGGUACGACUGGCACAACGUGGCGGAAGAAGACCAGCGAGAUUGAGGCCUGCCCGUCCAGAUCUCAAACGACCUAAUAAAACGGAUCUAGUAUAUCUAGAAGAUAGUCCUGACUAUUGCGAAAAAAAUAUAACGCUCGGUAUUCCCGGGACAAGAGGAAGGAUAUGCAAUCGAACAUCUCUUGGAUUGGAUGGAUGUCGAUUAUUAUGCUGCGGUCGAGGUUACCAAACGAGAGUCCGAGAUGUGACAGAAAAAUGCAACUGUCGAUUUGUCUGGUGUUGUCACGUGAAGUGUGAGCUGUGUCGACACAAACGAGAGGAGCACGUGUGCAAUUAGGCGGUGAAGAAAAAAAAAAAGAAAAAGAAAAAAAGAGCGAUAAAAUUGCAUUCCGAUCGGCCUACCUACCGAAAGGUGCUUAACGACCCCGCGUCGAGGUAACAUGUAUGAUCCCUCGAUACACGAUGGUCCAUUCUCAUAGUCGCGAUGGAAUCAAGGUAGAGAUUGUACCAUCUCUGUAUUUUUCUUUUUCUAAUUUUUUUUUUUUUUGUAUUUUGUAUUUUCUCCGUUUAAGUUAACUUAUCGAAGCUAAUCUGGCUUCUGAUAUGGAAAUUAGUUGCGAGACGAGUAGAGAAAACCGCCGCGAGAGGCUACGAAGUGUGACACGUUUUCGUUAUUGUGCAUUUUGUACCUGACAGUCAGAGUGUCGUAAGUCCACCGCGUUUCGGCAAUCAUCGAUUUUGAGUGCGGACGGUUAAAACAAUAUAUUUAUAUGUGUUUUGCAAUUUACGGAACAAUAUGAUUGAUCACCUUUAAUAUCUCUU